CGCUUAGUGCAAUCUUACACUGCAAGCAGUCGAGUUCGUGCUGCUUCAGCCAUGUCCAUCCUUUGGCUGCUUUUGUUGGCACUCUAUGCAGUCGGAGUUGCGGAAGGUGAUGAGUUUUCACUCGCGAUCAUUCCUAAAUCGAUCGUAGUCACUUUCGGUGAAACACCAAGCAUCCGUGUCGAGGCAAAUGGAUACCUUCCAGUACCGAUCAGGGUGCAUUUGGCUCAACAGGAAGAAGUGCAAGUGUUAUCCAAUCGUACACUGUCUUUUGGCGAAGGAUUACGCAAUGAGAGCGUCGAGGUGCUGUUACACCCCGUAAGACAAGGACGAUUUAUCAUUCAACCUGUUAUCGAACCUCCUGGGGUGGUGGACGGAAGCAGACUCUUUCUGCUGAUGAAGGUGGCCAUGUACGAACCACUGAUCAUUAUUUCACUUCUGAUCGGCUGGACUUACACUGCGUGCUGGUCGAUUGGAUACUAUCCUCAAAUCUGGUACAAUUACCGCCAGAAAAAUGUAGUUGGCCUAAGCUUUGACUACUUGCACAUUAACAUCAUUGGCCACAUUACGUACGUGAUAUUCAACGCAUUCCUCUACUGGAACAGCUACAUCGAGGAAGAGUAUUACAGACGGCAUCCGCUAGGACUGAAUCCUGUGAUCCUGAAUGACAUAGGCUUUGCUGCCCAUGCCGUGUUUGGUACGGGAUUCACUAUCCUACAGUGCCGUUGGUACUACAACGGAGGCAAUACUGUAUCCAAACCGGCGAAAGCGAUCAUCGGACUGUUCCUGCUUCUGAUUGUAGCUAGCAUGAGCAUGGCUUGGCUGCGAUACAUUCAUUGGUUGGACUUUUUGUACGUGUUGAGCUACAUUAAACUGCUCACAACGAUGGUCAAGUAUUUCCCACAAGCGUACAUGAACUAUUGUCGGAAGAGCACGGUAGGAUUUCACAUUAUGAAUCGUUUGCUGGACCUCGCCGGGGGACUGUUUGGCAUACUGCAGAUGAUCAUCAACGCUUGGAACUUUGACGACUGGACUUCAAUCGGCGGUGAUCCGGUCAAGUUUGGGCUUGGCAUCUUCUCCAUACUGUUUGACUUUGUGUUCAUGUUUCAACACUAUGUUCUGUACAGAAAUUCUAAACCGAAACCAGAUCCCGUCGAUCUUCCGAUUCUCCAGAAACCCGUGAAAACGACCAGCGUCGAAGAGUGAUGGUACACGGCAUCAGCAGAUUCAAUAAAAAAAAAGCAGGAUGGUAAUUUUUGAUAGGCGGUGUA
This is a messenger RNA of Anopheles aquasalis, 1268 nucleotides long. Its product is annotated as cystinosin homolog. Gene Ontology annotation, cellular component: lysosomal membrane. NCBI's taxonomy places the organism in Eukaryota, Metazoa, Arthropoda, Insecta, Diptera, Culicidae. Gene Ontology annotation, molecular function: L-cystine transmembrane transporter activity. The record is from RefSeq and is a predicted model, not a curated record. Gene Ontology annotation, biological process: L-cystine transport.